Molecule: messenger RNA, 4743 nt
Organism: Clupea harengus (Atlantic herring)
Lineage: Eukaryota; Metazoa; Chordata; Actinopteri; Clupeiformes; Clupeidae
Gene: gas2l1
Product: growth arrest specific 2 like 1
Biological process (GO): actin crosslink formation; microtubule bundle formation; regulation of microtubule polymerization or depolymerization
Cellular component (GO): actin filament; microtubule plus-end; stress fiber
Molecular function (GO): actin filament binding; microtubule binding; cytoskeletal adaptor activity
Source: RefSeq, a predicted model, not a curated record
CUUGCUGUUCAUGCUGCGCACCCAGGAGGGCCGAGGAGGGAGGCUCUAUGCCUUGAUUUCAUAAUCCAUCCAUUGGAUCAUGCUCUCACUUUGUGUGGUGGUUAUAUUAAGCACCACUAUGCCCAUACUGUAGGUCUGGUUUCUUCUAUCGAUCGUUUUCGUUUAGGGUAACGGAGCUUCUCUGAUUGGCAGUUGUCAUUAACAUCUGAGUGAGUGGUGGAAAUAUUACGAGAUUAAUGUCGUAACAAACACUCGGGUAUUCUCUGAGUUUGUAAAGUCAAAUAUGCGAGUAAAAAACUCAGAGAUUUGCUGAAAUUAAAGUCGUAGAUUUACCAGGAGAAAAAAACUCGGAAAAAUAGUGUUUAUUGGGAGGCAUGGAAGAACCACAUCGCUUCGCUUUGAAAAGUUGGAUAUACCUCCUCACACCAUAACUUGAUCGGGUAUCAUGAACAUUCAAUCCAAAAUAGUGUCCUAUAGGCUGUUUCUUCCUUUCAUAAAAUAGCUUCCCUCAGCCAUCGAGAAACUGAUUCAAGGUGAAUGUUGACGCAGGAUGCUCUCUGGAUGGUGUCAUCGGACGCCCGAUGGCUGCUGUGGAGCUUCUCAGGUAGGAGACAGGAACUGCAUUGGCAUCCCAUUGGUACAGCUUGUGAUGCCUUAUCACCCCUUUAGCACAGUAUAAUAGCUUAUUUCCGCCACAUACCAGUAGUUAUGGAUUGGUAGAAUAUUCGGAUUUUUAUCUCCUUAAUUUGUGAGUUUAUUGUCUUUCUCGCAGAUUUACCACUUCAAUCUCAGAGAAUAUCAGAGUUUCUUUCUCGUAAAUGUAUACUUAAAUCUCAGAGGAUAUCCGAUUUGCUCGUAGAUUUACGAUUUAAGUCUUUGAAAUUGUGAGUUUUUUCUAGGAAUAUUACGCCCCUCUCCGAACUCCAUAUAUUGUUUAACCUACAUUGACCCUAAUAUGCCGUCGUAGGUGGGUUUAGAUUAAGUAGAGGUUAUCUGGGCUUGUGCGUCACUCUUCACGAGAGGCUGCACAGGGUUAACUUUUCUCUCCUCGCCUCCUCGCGCUUAUCCUCUCAUAAUGAGAUAUGCCUGUGAGGAACACCGUUUAAGCCUGAAAGGGUUUGAAUGUUGGGCGAAGACAACGAAACACCCGUGAUUUAAAAGGCAGGUCAAUACCGACAUUCAGGUUAUUCUUGUUUAAAGCGUUGUUGCUAGAAUGGACUGCUUUGCCUAAUUUUCAACAUCUUCGGCAACCGUGGAAACGGCCUUGAUAGGGGAGGCCUGCUUGGUUCUGGGUGUGGGAUAUACGAGGAUGCUCGACACACUUAGGAUAAACGGUGUGGAUAACGCUUUGAUUUGGUUUUCAUCAUUUCAUUAGUCGAGAAUGAGACAGUCGUCAUGUAACUCGAAGUGUUUCUGUAGCCAGCAGAAUAUGCCGUUUCCACGCUACGGAGAUCAUUUCGGCUGUGAAUAAUGGCAAGUGUGUUAGCAUUUUUACGGAUUAGUCAUGGUUAUCAAAUAGGUUUAUUCAGACAGUGUAUGAUAUAAUGUACAUUAAUUGACACUGGCAAGGAAUAACCUUCUUUCGGUGACAACAUGGCCGAUCAGAGAAGUAUACAGUCUGCCGCCUCUAAAAGUAUACGCCCAUUUAAAUCAAGCGAGGAAUAUCUGUAUGCCAUGAAGGAAGAUCUUGCGGAGUGGCUGAACAUGUUGUACGACCUGGACAGUACUGCAGAGACAUUUAUGGAGAGCCUGGAGACUGGAUGUGCUCUUUGCCGUCAUGCCAACAACGUAAACCGCGCAGCGCUAGAUUUUAUAUCGUCCUUCCCAAAGACAGUACAGUCACUACGGAUGCCAAAGAAAGAUGUGUUUUUCCAAUCUCGUAACGUCAUACCAGGCUCUUUCCUGGCGCGGGACAACGUGUCAAACUUCAUCGGAUGGUGUCGUCAAGAACUGGGAAUCAAAGACGUGCUCAUGUUUGAGACCAAUGAUUUGGUUGAGAAGUGUAAUGAGAAGAAUUUUGUGUUGUGUCUGCUGGAAGUUGCGCGUCGCGGAGCCAAAUUUGGAAUGCUGGCCCCUAUGUUGAUUCAGCUCGAGGAGGAGAUUGAGGAGGAGAUUCGGGACCAGGAGAAUUUAAGGGAACACAGUCCUCCCAGCAAAACGUUAAGUCGAAAAGAGAGUGUUGAAGACUCGGACCCACCUGUGUUGGACCCGUGGCAUCAGAAACAGAGAGUGCUGUGUGAUAUGCGUAACCUGGACGAGCUGGUCUGUGAGAUUUUGGGCCAGUGCUCUUGUCCUAACCAGUUCCCCAUGAGCAAAGUUUCAGAGGGGAAAUAUAAAGUUGGUGACUCCAGUGCUCUUAUCUUCAUCAGGGUCCUGCGUACUCAUGUGAUGGUUCGUGUAGGGGGGGGCUGGGACACACUAGAGCACUACCUGGAUAAACAUGAUCCUUGCCGCUGCGCUGCUUUUGCUCACCGUUAUCAGCAGGCUAAAGCUAGUGGGCAGGGUUCCCACAGCAAGUCCUCCAGUGCCCACUCGUCCCGUUCCACCAGCCCUGGGCCUCACUGGCGGAAUGAAAGUGCUGGUUCCAAGACCUCGGAGCGACAUUCCUUGGAACCCUCUGGAAGCUCCUCCUCAUCUCUAUCCCGACAGGGACGCUCCCACCAUCCUUCCCUUUUCACAGAGAGGGAGUCCAGUACCGGUCGUAACCCCGCACUUUUGUCACGGACAAACCGGGACCACUCUGAGCCUCGCCAUUUCAAGCCUUUCAGGAAUAAAGAAUCCUUGGUGCCGGUGACACGCAGGCUCUCUGGUGGGAGUGACUCGUCGACAGCCUCUUCCAAAGGCAGUUGUGGUCUACAGCGUGCAGGCGGGGAGGAAGUGGUUCUGCUUGUCAAUCGCAGGGAGGGACGGCAUCUGAUUGAACGGGUCGGUGGACAGGAUGAGUUGGCUGCUCUGCAGACUCCUCAGACACGUACAAGAAACCUCUCGAGAGAGCGCUUCGCACAGUCAUCCCAAACCCCCCUUCAACACAGCCCACGGCGUGUGUAUGCAGAGGGCCAUCGAACCGCCGCCCAUCAGAAUGAUUCUCAGUGCCCUAAGAGUCCGUGUCGUCUCCCAACCACUAACUCUCCUAGUCAGGAUAAGGUGCUGUCUUCCCGUGGUGGUGACAUCAGCCCAGGGGCAGAGAGCUGGGAGAGCUGGGAGGAUUUGCGGUCCAGGCAGGCGACAGGCCUGCAUGGUGGUUACUCCAGGAGACAGAUCUCCACCUCUGCCUCCAGUGGCCCAGUCAAAGGCGCUUCCUGUAAUAGGAGUGGAAGCCCUGCGAAAAAGGGAUUGGUGACCCCCCGUCCCCCAGCAUCUCCAUCUGUUGGCAGGAGUAGACUGCUCCCCCCUAUGUCCCAGCCGGGACGACAUUCUCCACAGUCCUCCUAUCGCUCGUCCCAUCAUCACCACAAUCAUCCUCCACGAUCCCCGCGCUCCCAAGGCUCCCGUACAUCUUCACGCCCCCAGAGGAGUAGGUCAAACCCAAGGCCCUCUCUUCAGACUGAAUCCCAGGAUGAAAUAUCUGGACUGGGUUACAGCUUAAAGCAUCUACCCAGCUUGGAUCCCCAGAAGGAAGAAGACAUGUACCGCAGCUUUGAAGAAGAGUAUCUGGUCAACACCCAACAGCUGUCCGGGCCUGGCCCAGACAGAGGUACAGUGGGGAAGGACAUUCUUCCAGUUCCCCCACAGCUCCAGGAUCAGCCCUUCACCCUGUGUGUCCUUCCCAAACCAGCCUCAGGGGAUUUGAAUGUGACAAAUUCAGCCUCCUCCUCCUGCUCCUCCACCUCCUCUCUAAAUGUUGGGGGGAAAGUGUUUGGACUAUUUUCAGACCUGAAAGACGUCAAAAGGACUAAACAGUCGUGUGUCCUGAAUGACCCAACCACCUUCUUUCAGAACCCAAGCGUGGAAAUGCUCUCUGAGAUCAAACAGUGGAGCGACUGUGGCCAAGGUCUAAAGCCACUGCCUUCAAUUUCCACUUUAAUGAAAGAUUGUGAUGUGGGUUUAAAUCACUCCCAGCACCUGUCCCAAGCAGCUAGACCACUGAAUGGCUCUCUGGGAGUCACCUCUCUGGGUCCACACCACAGGCCAACAGAGAUGUUGUUGAAUGGACACCCAGACCUGCCAAAUGGCAGGGAUGUGGAAACAGAUGUCUGUCUAGAGGAAUUCACUUCAGACAAGCCUUAUGAUUUGGAUCCCAACCCCAAUGAUGAUCUCCCACUUCUUACUUGCCCCUCGCCCGUACCAAUGCUCACUGACGACUCCUUGUUACAGGACUCAUCCAUGUGCUUCAGUGAGCCACCCCACUCCCUGGCCAAUGGUGACCUGGAGACGGCAGCAGUCCUGCGGGCCAGGAGGGGGCAGAAGAACACAGAGUGGAUGCCCUCCGUCUCUAAAAUGAAGCUGAGACCACGAGUCCGGCCACGUACUGACAACCGGCCAGAGAAUAGUCCAUCUCGCAUCCCUACCCCUAUCGGCAACAGAGACAUAGAGCCACAGCAGCACCAAACCAGUCUGCCCCCCUUGGAAACGCCAUCAGAGUUUCCUCACUUCUCUCACUCCAAUGAGUUUUCCCCCUCCAGAAAAGUGCUCCACCAGGCGAUCGCAGACCUGAUUCAUCCUCAGUCCUGCUCUCCAAGCCUGGGCCCCAGGGACUGCUCGUACUCCCCCCAGUCCAGCCUGGAUACAGAGGCAUGUAUGUAG